Harpegnathos saltator (Jerdon's jumping ant) is the source of this 3472-nucleotide messenger RNA. RefSeq lists its product as uncharacterized. The record is from RefSeq and is a predicted model, not a curated record. Bases 243 to 2342 code for a protein of 699 amino acids. Lineage: Eukaryota; Metazoa; Arthropoda; Insecta; Hymenoptera; Formicidae. Gene Ontology annotation, cellular component: mediator complex. Gene Ontology annotation, biological process: positive regulation of transcription by RNA polymerase II. The transcript is spliced from 9 exons. Gene Ontology annotation, molecular function: transcription factor binding; transcription coactivator activity.
GGUGCCAGCGCUUCUUUGACGCUCAUUACGCGCCGACCCGUCGAGCUAUCGACACCGGGUGUACCGGAGCAGCGAGAGGGUUUUGAGAUCGUCCAUUGGGAGCCGACUCAGGAAGAGAAGCAGGAUCAGGAGAGAAAGGUGGGAGAAAGAAACGAGACAACGACGUUUCCAAGCACGACCAGUCACUUUUGUGCUACGUGGAUCUGGUUGGAAGUACCGUACACGUAGAAGACGAAGAAAAGAUGGAGAAGGAACAGCCGGACUCCCUGGCGACGGUCGCCGUCGUUUCGGAAAAGAUACCUCAGGCUCACAGCCACUAUGCGCCCAGUGAGGUCUAUUCCACCACCGAGCCGCCACCGGCGUACAUGAGGCCUCCGAUAAAAAGCACGGCGGUUCAAAUUGCGAGGAUCGCCGCUAUUACUCUGAUCACGAUGUCCGUAGUCCUCGGCAGCUUCAUCUUGGCGGCGUCCUGGGUCCAGGCUAGAGCUUCCUGCACACCGGAAUCGAUCGCGGCAAUGCAACGUGAACUGAAACUGCAACAACAGCAACAACAACAAAUUCCUGGGACUUACCAGUCGCAGGGUGAAUUCCUGAAGCAUCUGCAGCCCGAAGCGCUUGUGCAGGAAUCUGUCGAAUCGAAGGAUUCCCUGCAGAACCUCGCUGCGCCGACGAAGAAGGAGGUCAAUCCAAAUAUGGAUAUUAAGGAUAUGAAAGUUCAAGGAGAAGGAGAGAACAGCUCGAAACCUGACAGCGAGAGCGGCGACCGCGACGAUGACGAUGACGAUUAUGAUGACGAUGAGUUCCCUCCUGUGCACAUUAAGCUUCCUCUUCAAUUAGACCUCGACGACAUCGCAGGUACGCUGAUUCAGCAGGCUCGUAGCAGAGUUUCCUGCGUGGUUGAACGACGACGGGCCGACGAAGUGAUGGACGGAACCGCUGACAACGGUCUGGAUAACAGUACUGAUCCGCAACGUUUCCAGAGAUUGAGCGGCGAGCGAGUUGCUAUUCUUUGUGAGUCGGGCAAUCCAAGCCAGGAGCAACAGGAGCAGGAAAUACUCACCCCGAUCAUCGUGCCUCUCGGCACUGUUCAAAUUCCCCUGCAGUCCCAGGAACCCAACCCAGGCUACCAUCAGUAUCAGAUACACACUCAAUAUCAGGUUCCCGAUAUGCAGCAACUGCCGCUUAGCGACCCACGAGGAUUGAAUCAUAUUCCUCCGGGUUUACUUCCACCUGAGCUCCGUAACUUGCCUCAGUUAACUAUGGAGAUGAGGCCACCUCGAAUGGGGCCGCAAGCACCUAUGAUGAGUCCUCAGAAUAACCCGAUGGGAUCUCAAGUCGAGAUGCGCCAGAUCCCCAUCGAGCUGCGUCAUUUCCCGAUAGAUCCUAUGAGAGGCAUGCGGCCGAUAGCUCAGGAGCCUCGCCAGGAGCCGCAGUCGCAUGUCUCAAUAGUGUACCAACAAGGCGAGCAAGUUCCUAACACCUACAACCAGGAGCAACAAGGUCCUGCCAUGCUGCUACCACCACCUCCUCCUCCUCCUUCGCAAGCUGAGGCACAGAUCCAAGAUCAGAGAAUGCAUCAACCGGUGAUGAUUCCGCAGGCCGAACAGAGACCAUCGGUCGCACCUCAAGUCACGCAAGAGAAAGCGCGCUCUCCUUUCCAAGGCAUUCCAAUUGAAAUCAGAAGAAUCAUUCAGCAAGUACCGCUGGAGAUCAAAAACAUUAUUCAGCACAUCACUGGCGAAGCCAGACCGUUCCCGGUACAGGUACCGGAGGGAGCACGUCGUGAAGAAUUCAAGCCGUUCCCAGAAGGCGCGCGACCAAUACCGUUAGGGCCAUUCCCACUUCCGGUGGAAGUGAGGAAUUUGAUUGAACAUGGAAAUAUCGAAGGCCGUCAACGUCCGGAUGGCAGCGACGAACAGCAGGAAGCAAAACCUUUCCCAAAUCCGGAAGAUGAAAGCGAUGAAGUUGAGAGAAACUUUCCAGUGCCGAUGGAAAUUCGUGAUAUAAUUCAUCAGGUCGUGGAAGGUCGCGCUUUCCCAGUUCCGAGAUUUGCUCUAAGACCGGUCGAAUCUUUGGAAGUACCAGUAGAAGCUCGUGCUGAAGUGACUGACGGUCAGUCUACAGAGCAACAAGCUGAGCCACGACAGCAGGUCGAUCAACAUCAGGCAGCGCACAUGAUGAUUCAGCAACAGCAGCAGCAACAACAGCAGCAACAACAACCUGUGCAUGAAACACGCCCACACUUUGUACAACCACGUUCUGUGCGCUCUGUACCCGACGACGUCUUCCUUCAUCACCGUGAGAAACGCGUACGUCGUUGUGCUUGCGACUGCGCAUGUUAAAUAACGCAGCUAACAACCGCACUGGAAGACCAGAUCAUCGAGUCCGUGCGGGAUUUUACAAUUAAGAAGGAGUGAGCCUGGAAAGUUUAUCACUAACGUACACUACGAUCAGACCUUUGGGAUUGUCGCGGUUUUGGCGAAAAAAAUUGUUGCGUAUAUUUCUUGUCGAUGUUGCAACCAUUGCGAUCGCACCUAAUUUUCACGAACCGAAAUAGAUUAUUAUAACAGGCUACGACGUCGAGUAAUUUUCCUUCAAGUUCUUCUAGAUUCUGAAGCUCUUGAUAAAAAUUAAAAAAUUCUUAAUUUCUACUCGUCAAUAAAAAAAAAAUGCGAUAAGAAGAAAAAAGAGAAAUGAUAAAGCGUUAUACAAAAUUAAUAAUAUAUUUAUGUUCUAUGCGGCAGGUGAGUGUGCCUGCUAAUUGAAGCGUAUAGUUGACGAUUACAAUUGAAUCUCGUCGCAAAAUAAUUUUUACCAAUGAUUGGUUCCAGAAAAAUUUGUUUUAGAAUAUUUUUAACCUUUAACACGUCAAUGGGGAUUAAAAGAAUUAUUUAGUAAACUGUGUAAAAUGUUGUACACAUUUUACGUACAUUUUAUUCUCAUAAGCUACAGAUCGUCAAUGAGAUUAGAUACAAGUGAUAUUUUUCAAACUAAUUCGUCGAUUGUACUUCUUCGUAUGGAAAAAAUGGAAAGCUUAGUUUAGAAAUCUGUGAUUCUUUUCUAUACCGGAAAAGUGCUUUUGGAAAUGCAGCAAACGAACAUGGUUUCAUUUUAAAAGGUAAUUAAUUAUUAUGUACUAUUAGGCGUUUCUGUACAAUAAUCGUCUCUUUAUAUCCCGUUAAUAAUUAUGCAUUUUUGUUUAUUUACUUCUUAUAAGCUCCUGUUCCCCUCAUAACGAUAGAGAGGAUCGACCUAUGUAAAAACUGAUCCAAGCUUCUUUAAAAUACAAUGUAUUUUUACUUUAGUUUGAUUGAUUAUUUACUUGAUUCACUUCUGUACAUUGUUUAUAUUUAUUGGAAAAAUUAGUUUAAGCUUUGAUUAUUUUAUUGACUUAUAUGUUCCCUAUAUAUCCUACAUGUUUCUCUUUUUUCAUGACAAAUAAUAAAGUGAUACAAUAUUGGUCAGAUUCAAA